Molecule: messenger RNA, 1317 nt
Organism: Gaeumannomyces tritici R3-111a-1
Lineage: Eukaryota; Fungi; Ascomycota; Sordariomycetes; Magnaporthales; Magnaporthaceae
Exons: 4
Coding region: 182-1090 (302 amino acids)
Source: RefSeq, a predicted model, not a curated record
GGCGUAUUUUCCAUGAGAUGUUUAUGGUUGUCAUACAUGGGGGACGCCUAUUUAGACUCCCCCAUCCCCCUAGUUCACUUACACCAUCUGGAACAGCAGACGUGAUAUGAACUGUUCGUAGACAGCUCUCCCUAGUAGUUGGACUAGUAAAAUAUCCCCAACCACUACGCAUCACACUAUAAUGGGUUGGAUAUCCCUCCUCCUCUUGCUGGCGCCCGGCGUCCUCGCCAACUUGGACACCUUCCCCAUCGACCGCGUCGGCCCCAUCGAGGCAGCCGACGUGGACUCGUGCAGGGCGGGUGCGAGCGUCCUCUCCGUGUGCGCGGCCCGAACGGACUUUCCGGACAUGCCCGUAGCGUCGCAGGCCAAGUGCGCCUGCUGCGUCGGCACGAGCAACGUCGCUUCCGAAUACCGGGGCUGCGCGACCUACCUCCGCACCGCCCUGCCCUCCGAGACGGCGCUGUACACCACCAACCUGUUGCUCGCCUCGGCCUGCUCCGUCAACAGCGCCCUCUGCGCCGACUCGGCCACGGCCCCGCCGGCGGGGAGCGCCACCGGGACGCCUACCACCACCAGCACCCGCCGUUCCACCACCACGGCCCCGCAGGACCCCGCGGCGUGCUCGUCCCUCCGCUCAAUCCUCACAUCGUGCUCGAAGGCAGUGCCGUCGUUCUUUGACGCCCCAGGGAGCUCGCAGGCUUCGUGCGUCUGCUACAACACCAUCGGCGGCACAUUCACGACCGCGUUCGACCGCUUCGCCUCGUCGUGCGCCUCGUACUACAGGACGGCCAGCCCAACCCUCUACAGCACCAUCAGGUCCCUGUCCACCUUUUGCUCGGGACGACAGGACGCUGCCGCCGAGACGGACAGGGGCAACCCCUGGUUUCCACCGGACAUGACGUCGGCCUCGCCCGACGUCACCACGACCCCGCCGCCUUCCUUCUCGGGGACGACAACGGUCACGAGCUUGGGCGCAGGGUCCACGUCAACCUCGUCGGCCCAGGCCGGUCGGCCGAUUGCCGCGUCGGGUCCGGUAGGCUGGAUUGCAAGCUCGUGGACGUUUCUUGUCUCCCUUUUCAUUCUCGUCUGAGCUCAACUUAGCAAACGAGUAAUUUCGCGCUAGAUGUAUGCGAGUAUGGCUUGGGCCGACCUGGGAAUGCGCAGAGGCUACUACCUCAUGAAGGAGCCUUGGAGCCGACUAGCAUGAUGGACGGGGGCACAUCCUUCCAGCGGGCUGAUAUGGGGGAGCAUAUCGAGUUUAUAUACUCAAUUACAAUCCUUACGAGGGCUACUCCUCCUUAAGGUCUACUCCCACCC